Molecule: messenger RNA, 2573 nt
Organism: Nematostella vectensis (starlet sea anemone)
Lineage: Eukaryota; Metazoa; Cnidaria; Anthozoa; Actiniaria; Edwardsiidae
Product: histamine H2 receptor-like
Exons: 1
Coding region: 484-1458 (324 amino acids)
Biological process (GO): G protein-coupled receptor signaling pathway
Cellular component (GO): membrane
Molecular function (GO): G protein-coupled receptor activity
Source: RefSeq, a predicted model, not a curated record
ACGAACGAACAAACGAACGAACGAACAAACAAACAAACAAACAAGACAAACCGAAAUACUUGCUCACAAGGAUAGGCUUCUUCUUCUCGACACAACAUGGGGCCAACAUAUAUCGGGUAAUGCCGUCAUUGUGGCUACACUGAACACUGUGCGCAAAUCCACUCGAAAUAAACCUUAUUUUAGAAACCGUUAACUUUGUAACGGUUGGUGACAUAACGACUGAAAGACGUCACUAUUUAAGCUCACAGUUUCCAGGUUUUCGCAGAAGAUCCUGUUGACAUAAUCGACGGUUCCAAUCCUAGACAAUUUGAGGCAGCAUUCGACACUCUAGUCUAAGCUUUUAAUGAAGAUAAAUAUUUUCUGAAGUUAACUUUUUGUGGAAGGUAUAAGACGGGUUUAUUUCAAGGGCCGGCAGAAAGUCAAGAAGGAAGUGUCUGACAGUGUGUUUUUGUGACCUAAUCGUCUGACAUCUUUUGGUGUAAAAUGGCAGCGGACCGUUCAACCAUCGAGGGAGCUGCUUUGAGUGCUUCGACAAUUGGCCUACUCUCCUCAGUUAACGUUGUCUUUAUCUUGAUUGGAAUCGUCGGGAACAUUCUCGUUUGUGUUGUCAUAUACAGGAACUCUCACCUUCGGUUUGGGAUGAACUGUUUCAUAGCCAGUCUCUCUAUUGCCGAUCUGCUUGUUUGUAUGGUGUCGCAGCCUACGUACGUACUGAGCCUAAAUGGCUACUCUAACCCGCAGUUUCAAGUCUUCUACUUCGUGCUCACGUCCACUUCACUCUAUGCCUCGUUGAAUAACCUGCUUUGUUUGACUAGUAAUCGCAUGGUUGCCGUGCUCUACCCUUUCCACUACGAGGCUAUGAUAACUCAGGAAAAGAUCCAGAUCACUAUUGGCGUUGUAUGGGCCGUCUCCCUUAUUGAGGGUCUCCUCCGUACCUUCACUGUUUUCAGGGUCGCAACGCCUUACAUACGUCUUGCAUCAAUCCUUGUCUUUAUCAUCAUGUAUCUCAAGAUCUACUUGAUCGCGAGGAAGCAGAGAAACAAGGUCAUCUCACAAGCAGAGUCCCUAACCUACAACUAUCGACUGGCCGCGAUCAAUAAGGUGAACACAACCGCAAAGACGACUGCGAUACUCGCGGGGUCCUUCGUGGUGUCAUUCCUACCCAUCACCAUCGUCUUGAUGGUGAAUACGCCGAGUAAACUAGCAGUGGAGUGGUCCUUCUCACUUAUGUCCUGUGCGUCAGCUAUGAACCCUCUUAUUUACGCAUGGAGAAGCGAAAGCUUCCGGGAUGCUGUACUUAAGUUCCUGGGAUGCAAAAAGAGUACAGUCACAUACUGUGGACCUCCUUGCCGCACCAGGGCAGGCCCUUCAGCUAUAGGCUCCUUCUUUGCAAUAACUCCGAACAAAGUGUCUAUUCCACCGGUUCUUAGAGGUACUGAUUUAAGCACACAACUUUAGUAUGCCUUAAUCGACGGUCAGCAUAACGAGUUUACCGCGAAUAAAUGUAGGAUUUUGUACAAAUGUUGACAAGCUAAUCCACGGAGCAAGUAGGAGCCAAACUAGUUAUAUUUAUGUAUUUUUUUAUAUUGUAUUUUUUGCCAUGAGUUGUAAUAAUAAGGUUUUUCGGGUGCUUUUUAUUUUAAUAGAAAAAAAUAUAUUGGAUUUCCAAAGUACUCUUGAACCAAUGGAGAAAUGGAAACGGUGUUGCUUGAUGAAUGUGUUAGGCUUGUCACGUCUUCGCUUCUUUAUGGCAUUCUCGAGGCUAGAGAUGAGACCAAAGAAACGCAUGUUUGCUUUUAACGACACGAUGCUUGACAAAUAUUUAUUGUUUUUGGUUUUUUUCGUCAAAAGUGCGACGGUAAAUUGUCAAUGCGCGCUUCUUAUUAAGAUGAAAACCCUAAUUUGAUAUGAAUGAGAAUAUUGAUAAUAGGAAAACAAGAUACUCCCCUUUGUGUAUGUGUAUUCUGUUAUUCCUUUGAAACGGAAAUAAAUAAAGCUGAUUUGCUUAGCCGAGCGCGUCUGUAAAAAUAUACACCUGGUCAAAAAAAAUGUCUGCAAAUAGCGAAAGCUCCUUUUAAGACCGAAAGAUUCUUAUAAAUGAACUCCAGCGAUGCCAGAGCUACACAUCGAUAGUCUUUAAUUAACUAUUCUAUGAUUGAUCCAUGUUCUCCUUCACUCGAUUGAAAUAUAAUGAGAUGCAUGGAGCCGAUCGGUCGUAGAACUGCCAUUUGCCGCUUGCACGGUGAACAUUUCUUGAAAUAGGUGUGUAACAUGACAGACACGUAAAAUACCAUUAGUGGUUUAUUAAUUUAAAGGAAAAGAAUGAUAGAAAAUGUCAUAAAAAACACGGUCUGCUAGUGACGUUUUAUUAAUAUGUCUUAACCGAUUAUGCGAUUUCAGCGAUUAAACGAUUAUAAGAUUUCCGCGGACCAAAAAAAAAAAGGAGCAUGUUUAGAGCAAUGUUUAGAGAAAUAAGGUCACACCUCUACUAUUUAUUAAGUUGUCGGAUGAUUACUUAUGUUUAUAUGCUAUAUAUUAUUUUUGAGCAAUAAAAUGUAUCUUUUUAUAACGUA